AUGGAUUUGGAGAAGCAUUCUCAAGACCCUGAGACCACUGACGUAGUGGGUCCUGAGAGCUUGGGACCCACGCGGACCGGGUCGGCUGCCAAUGUGGGAUGGAAUGGGCUACAGCGGCUUCCUCCACCCCACGGACGGAAGAACUAUUCUCCCUUCACUAACAUGCGCUAUGGCCCUCCCAGCGGCCCUCCUCCCAGCUGCUCUCCGCCGAAUAUUAUGCCCCGAUUCUACUAUCCACCUCCAGCAAUUGGACCAUCAGUACCACCCCAAAUACCACCUCAUUUGCAGGAACCCGUAGUAUUUCCUCGAUUUAUUCCUCCUCCACAAUAUCCCAUUUACAGCCCCCCGACUGUAGCGGCUGCUCCUAAUAAUCCUUGGGAUCUUUCCAAUCUCGGAACUUCCCUUAAUUCGAUUCCUCAAGGUUCCCAAGUCGGCCCGCCUAAGCUAACAAGCUCUUCUUCCGAUGCCACUACUCUAAAAGCCCAGAAGUUUGAAGAGGACGAAGAGGACGAGGAGGAAGAGGAGGAAGAAUCCAAAGAUUCUUAUGGUUGUUAUGAACGCGGUCAACUCGCCGCUUGCUUCGAAGAUUCUUCCACGGAUGACGAUUCCGACGAUUCUGACGCCACCGUUACUGCUCAAUCCUAUGCUGCCAGUGUCGAACGCGCGUGUGACAAGCUUUCUAAGUUGACGUCGAAAUUGACAUUGGAUACCUCCGAACACAUGGCGCCGAGUCACGCUUUCAAGAAUGGCGCGAUGGAAUCUCGAGGACUUACUGCUGGCCCCGACUUAGGAACCAUCAAAGUUGGCCACCAGUAUAUCUGCGAGUGUCGUAUCGGCCGCAUGUUUGCCGAGAGACGACUGGAUCCUGCUAGAGAGGCUAACUACCGUCUUCAAGGUAUCCAAGUCAUCCAGUCUACUAGAGAGGCUCUGUUGCUACCGGUCAAGACUUAUAAUACUGCGUGUACUCUGUACCAUCGCUUCCGCCUAGACCACCCUACUCCCGACUACAAUUACACCGAUGCUGCCUUGGCCUCUCUUUUCGUAGCAUGCAAGAUCGAAGACACGUUGAAGAAGUCGCGCGAGGUUUUAUGCGCUCACCACAACCUCAAAAACCCGGACCAUCCGACCACUCAGGAUGACAAGAUAUUUGAUCAACCGUCCAAGGUUCUCAUCGGCAUCGAGCGAUUUAUGGUUGAAGCGAUCAACUUCGACUUUCGUGUCCGGUACCCUCAAAAGAUUGUUGCCAAGAUCGUUAAGAAGGCUCUUGCUUCUCCGGCCGACAUCUCGGACUUUAUUCCAACCGCAUUGAAGAUGUCUAUUGACCUAUAUAUGACUUACGCACCGCUCAAGCACAGCUCAUAUACCUGUGCUGUUGUAAUUGUGCAACUCACCGCUUUAAUCACCAACCAGUUCCAUGAAGAAUUUGGAAGUAUGAAUCCACUUGAUUGGCACACCGACGAUCAGUGUGUAGCUGAAGUAAUGCUCGAUCUUCUCGAUCUCUACACGCAGCAUGGCAAAGCUACUAAGGUCGGUCCUGAAUUUGAUUUACAGGUUUUCAUCGACGUCCAAAUUAGAAUCAACCAGUACUCCGAGCAUGCGGGCCUCUCGCGCUACCUGAACCAAUGCAGAGAGUGUCAAUCGACUAUCCCGCCUCCCACGCCGUCAUCAGACUCGCCUAUGUCGUUGAACACACCUUCUGCGUCGGGAACCAGCACUAUCAAGCGCGGACCUAAGGGUGCUGAUGGAGGUACAACGCGGUUCAUCUUCGACGCAGAUGAGGCGGUACGGGAGAAGACGACUUACAAUGAGUAUAACAUGGAUGAGUUCGAAGAAUGGGAAGAGGAGUUCGAGGAGCCGAUCCCGGACCUUCGCGACGAACGUCGUCAUGAGCCUCGCGGUCCUAGAGGGCCUCGUGGUCAUGGACGCGGUCACGGCCGAGGUGGUUUCGAUCCCGGCUGGACGCCUCGUAACCGUCAUGACCGUCGUCGCCGCGGUGGCGGUUUCUACUAA
Molecule: messenger RNA, 2010 nt
Organism: Annulohypoxylon truncatum
Lineage: Eukaryota; Fungi; Ascomycota; Sordariomycetes; Xylariales; Hypoxylaceae
Exons: 3
Coding region: 1-2010 (669 amino acids)
Biological process (GO): positive regulation of DNA-templated transcription, elongation; regulation of transcription by RNA polymerase II
Cellular component (GO): nucleus; cyclin/CDK positive transcription elongation factor complex
Molecular function (GO): cyclin-dependent protein serine/threonine kinase activator activity
Source: RefSeq, a predicted model, not a curated record